Messenger RNA from Heterobasidion irregulare TC 32-1, 231 nucleotides. RefSeq lists its product as uncharacterized. NCBI's taxonomy places the organism in Eukaryota, Fungi, Basidiomycota, Agaricomycetes, Russulales, Bondarzewiaceae. The transcript has 2 exons. The annotation marks the transcript as partial. The record is from RefSeq and is a predicted model, not a curated record. Gene Ontology annotation, molecular function: nucleic acid binding; zinc ion binding.
AUGUCCAAAUUUGCUCCUCACCGUCGCUCCACAGCCAACCCCACUGCCACGUCGUCCACCAUAUGCCAGAAAUGCCUCGGCACAGGUCAUUUCACAUACCAAUGCAAGUCAACUCGUCCAUACGUAUCGCGGCCAUCGCGCACGCAGCAGCUUGAGAACCCGCGGACCCUUGCGAAGUUGAAGCUGGACGGCAAACCGUCUGUGGAAGUACCGGAAGAGUUCAAGAACAAG